AUGGCAUUUUGGCUUAGUUUGAUAUUUUGUUUUCUCACGUUUGCUUCCUCAACGCCACCAGACGAUCCGGUCAAGUGUAAGUCCGGAAACACAGUGUGCACGGUGACUAACUCGUACGGAGCCUUUCCCGACCGUUCUAUAUGUGAAGCCGGGAAGGUGGAGUACCCGAAGACCGAGGCUGAGCUUGUUUCCGUUGUGGCUGCAGCCAUUAGAGCCGGCCAAAAAAUGCGUGUGGUGACUCGGUACUCUCACAGCAUUCCCAAGCUGGUUUGCACUGACGGAAAAGACGGGAUUCUCAUCAGCACCAAGUUACUAAACCACGUGGUACGAACCGAUCCGGAAGCCAAGACUUUGACGGUUGAGAGCGACGUGACGCUAAGGCAGCUGAUCGGUGAAGCGGCUAAGUUGGAGCUGGCUUUGCCAUACGCACCGUAUUGGUGGGGACUUACGGUUGGAGGAUUGAUGGGGACAGGUGCUCAUGGUAGUUCUUUGUGGGGUAAAGGAAGUGCGGUUCAUGAUUACGUGGCGGAGAUAAGAAUGGUGAGUCCUGGUUCGGUUUCUGAUGGGUAUGUGAAGGUUCAUGUUCUUAGUGAGACUAUGAAUCCUGAAGAAUUUAACGCAGCCAAAGUUUUUCUAGGCGUUCUUGGUGUUAUUUCUCAGAGAUCCUUAACGUAUGUUAUGAGAAACGAUUCGGAUUUUGAAGAUCAAGCCGUGACUUUUGGGGAAAAACACGAGUUUGCGGAUUUCUUAUGGUUACCGAGCCAAGGCAAAGUGGUGUAUCGAAUGGACGACCGAGUUCCAGUCAACACUUCCGGCAAUGGCUUGUUCGAUUUCAUCCCAUUCCGUCCACAACUCUUUGUGGCGUUAGCCAUCAUCAGAUCCUUAGAGGAGAGUGAAGAGUCAUCCGGAAAUGCAAUCAAGAAGUGUGCGAGAGCAGAGCAAAUAUCGUCGUUUCUGUUUUCAAUCUCUUACGGUUUAACUAACAAUGGCAUGAUAUUCACAGGCUAUCCGGUCAUCGGAAAGCAAAACCGUAUGAUGUCGUCCGGUACAUGUCUAGACAGUUAUCGGGACGGAUUGGUCACGUCUUGUCCGUGGGAUCCACGGAUAAAGGGCCAGUUCUUUCAUCAAACAACAUUCAGUGUUCCUCUCGCGAGUGUCAAAUGUUUCAUCAGCGACAUUAAAGAACUUGUGAAGAUUGAACCGAAAUCUCUCUGCGUCCUUGAACGCAGCAACGGUAUUCUCAUGCGCUAUGUCACUUCCUCAACUGCUUAUCUCGGGAAAGAGGAAAAGGCUCUAGACUUUGACCUAACUUACUACCGAAGCAAAGAGCCCUUGACACCGCGUCUAUACGAGGAUUUCAUAGAAGAGAUCGAGCAAAUGGUGAUAUUGAAAUACAAUGCGUUGCCACAUUGA
Arabis nemorensis is the source of this 1413-nucleotide messenger RNA. The record is from the annotation of a GenBank genome assembly. Lineage: Eukaryota; Viridiplantae; Streptophyta; Magnoliopsida; Brassicales; Brassicaceae.